Molecule: messenger RNA, 4040 nt
Organism: Alligator sinensis (Chinese alligator)
Lineage: Eukaryota; Metazoa; Chordata; Crocodylia; Alligatoridae
Gene: ADAP1
Product: ArfGAP with dual PH domains 1
Exons: 7
Coding region: 1-633 (210 amino acids)
Biological process (GO): positive regulation of GTPase activity
Cellular component (GO): intracellular membrane-bounded organelle; plasma membrane
Molecular function (GO): phosphatidylinositol bisphosphate binding; GTPase activator activity
Source: RefSeq, a predicted model, not a curated record
AUGGAGUCGGCAAAAGAACCCAAAGCAAUUAUGAAGAUUGAGCAUUUAAAUGCGACUUUCCAGCCUGCAAAAAUAGGGAACCCACAUGGACUGCAAAUCACUUACUUGAAGGACAACAGCACAAGGAACAUCUUUGUCUACCACGAAGACGGCAAGGAAAUAGUGGAUUGGUUCAAUGCCAUCCGUGCAGCACGUUUUCAUUACUUACAAGUGGCGUUCCCUGGAGCUAGCGAUGUUGAUUUGGUGCCAAAGCUCUCCAGGAACUAUCUGAAGGAAGGUUACAUGGAGAAGACUGGGCCAAAGCAAACAGAAGGCUUCAAGAAGCGAUGGUUCACUAUGGACGACCGGCGGCUGAUGUAUUUCAAAGAUCCUCUGGAUGCCUUUGCUAGAGGGGAAGUUUUUAUUGGAAGCAAGGAAAACAGCUACAAGGUCCUGGAAGGACUCCCACCAUCCACCCAGGGAAAUCACUGGCAGCACGGAAUAACGAUCGUGACCCCAGACAGAAAAUUUCUCUUUGCUUGCGAGACAGAAAACGAUCAGCUAGAAUGGAUUACAACUUUUCAGAAAGUUAUCAGCAGGCCAAUGCUGCCUCAGGAAUACGCAGUGGAAGCCCAUUUCAAGCAUAAACCUUAGACAGGACUGUCUGGGCGGACCUAAGGAACGAGAUUCUGUUUACAACACAACGUGGUUUUAUUUGAAAUGUAAAAAUUAAUAAUAAUAAUAAUUACAAGCCGUCAUUCACCUAAUCAUGUUGGAAGUCAAGAAGGGAGCACUUCACGGCAGAAGCAAUGGAGAAGCUGCUGAGCCAUAGGAAAGCAAGUUUGACACUUGUCUAGGUAGGCACAGCCGGGCUUGUUUUCAACCCUGCCCGGUGCUCCACCGUAGACGACAUCUCCGUGCGCAACCAUUUUGUGUAUCUCACUACAUUAGGUAAGGAAUUACCACAAAGACUGAGCAUGUUGUCAAUAUAGUAGACUCUGAACAAUGUGCAGCAGGAUGCCCCUUGGUCUGUGCUAACCUGUAAUAACACAACCUGUCCUCUCUGGUCCGGGAAGGCCUUGUUCAAUGAGUUUGGAUGUACUCCGUAAGUAGUAUUUUCACAGGGUGGCAACAAAUGACUUAACAUUCACAAUAUACCCUAGAGGUGUGAGGUUUGUCCACCUGGAAACGUGGUCGAUGGCUAGAAAGUGGUAAAACCUAAAAGGUUUUCUGUGAAAAAAAUGAAACUUAGAAAAUGAAAUGUGAUGCAAGGAAAGAAAGCUCUUUUUAUAUCCUCUGUAGAAACCUUCUUAAGCUACCGUUUCAACAACCAGUUAGACUAAUGGUGGCUGGGUUUUGUUGGCUUGACUUUCACCUCCUGCAAAGUUCCAGUAGUUCAGACGUGAGAUGGAUACAUGAUUUGAUCCUAGUUUUGGAUCUGAACUUUCCCAGAAUUUGGGGCCGUCUGGACCAGUUAAUGUCCUGAGGGCAAACUGGUGAAGUCCUGAUCCAAAUCCAAAUUCCCUUCGAAUUCACAUCUGGUGCUUCGCUCUGCAUCUUUGGUGUCAGCACACUUAGUCUUUGGCAUUUCUGCUCCCUAUGGGCUAGUGGAUUUGAAUCCGGCAGGCUUUUCUUGAAGCUCUCGCUGUCCUGAGUCUCCUCAACAACACAUUUUCUCGUAUCGCAAAGGACUGGGGAUUUUCAGAAACUGUGAAGUCCUAAGAGACUACAGAGCAGAAGCUUAAACACAGAGGAAAAAGACAUUAUCUUUUAGUGCAGGGAAGGAUGAAUUAUAAAGAGUAGGGGUCAGCGUGACACAUCAGAAAGCAGUAUUACACAUUCUGCUGGUGUUGGCUGGUACUAAUGCCUUAAAAAGUAAGGCACCUGAAUAUGACUCUUAAGGUGUUGAACAUAAGGCUCCCAGUCAUAAAUUUCCUUGGUAUUAUGGCACAUGGACAGUAUAUACUAGACAGUCUCCCAAAUGCAUCCUUUUUCAUGCUGUUUCAUGCUUAAGGUUGAUGGUAAGGAAACAGUUUGCCAAGAAACCGUCUCAAUGCCAAAGCGUAGGGUAGGCAUCUUCUCAGCCCUGUGGUGGCUCCCGGCUGCGUAGGGUGUCCUUCUGUACGAGGACCCCUCACCGACUCCGGGAACACUUGCCCCAGGUCCCUGCAGUGCACUUUGGAGGGAAGAUCUGUACCCAGACCUGGGACAUGACCCAUGACUAACUUGAUUUGCAUCCCUUUUGACUCUACUGGGUGGGCAAGGGAUGCAGGACUAGGAGGGCAUUUAGGACAUACAGUGUGAAUCUGUGCAGGGGCCCAACAUCCCUGAAGCCAGUUCACUCCUUCACACAAUUCCUUCUGUGUUGCUAGUGUCAUAACCUGCUAACGGUCUCUCAGCGUUUCUUUCGAGAUGGAAGAGCUGAGCUGAAUAAGCUACUAGCUAAAAGCAAAGGGCUGUACCCAUUGCAGUGCCAGCCAGAUGUCUUUACAAUGUACAGUAAAAGUACGCGACUGCCAUGACUUGAAGAAAACUGCAUGUGCACUUUGUAGGGAGCUCGCACAAAGUGGAAUUUGAAAUGGUUCCAGCUUACGUCGUCUUGUGAUGUGUAGAUGUUGCUAAUGACUGAUUCUCAACAUGUCAUACAGGUGAGGUCCAAAUAAUUUAAUGUAGGCGAAUGCCACGCCUUGUAAGCAAUGAUAACUUGUACAGCAGGGGAGUGUGCGGAAGUGGGAGGGAGGAGUGGUUCCAGCAAUCAGAGUUGUUGGCCUCAUUAACUGCUCACCAAAGUGCACACCCAAGAAGUGCCCAUUACUGACAAAGGAAUGUCGAUGCGGGGAAAGCCCGGCCUUUUCCCACGCAGCACGUCCAGCUGGGGCCAGGGGAGACAGGCCCAUCAGGAAUGACAGUGACAGCAGGCUGGAGUUUUAGCUGUAUGCAGUGGACAGGGAGAAUCCGGCACGGACUCAGACACUAACCAGACACAAAAAUCAAAGCCCCGCAUGCACAAACACUGCUGCUCUGAGACCACUCCUAAUUAUAGUGCAUAGCCUUCCCGUUUGGUCACAGAGAGAACGCGGCAUGAAAACGGAGGUCGAGCAGUCUUCUCCCAGCAUUGUCAUUUCCACAGCAGGGCGAGGGGCAGCACCGUAUUAGUGACACCUAUCCCCCACCCCUCCCAAGCCUACGAGGCUCCCAGUGACCAUAUUCCAGGCCCAGGGGCUUUUGUACCCUCUCCACUCAACCUUGUUCAGGGGUCCCCUUUCUUUAUUUGCCCCUCCCCGCCAGUUCAGACGCCCAGCCUGUGGGUUUUGGGACCAAUUACAUCCUCUGCAGAGGGCUUCAGUACACUGUCACUGUUGCACAGGCCUCCAGGGUUGCACAAUGCAAAUGUGCUCAGCCUUAUUACAUGGUAGAGGAAGGAACCGUGGUACAUGCAGAGGAGGGAAGGACAGCAUUGCAAAAUGGAUCCAGAGGGGCUCCCCCGUGGUGCGGGUCGGGUGUGCGGAGAUGCUCUUCUGUUGCCACUGCUUAGACUCCUAGAAAAACGGGACUGGAAGGGUCUUCGGGAGAUCAUCUACUCGAACCUCCUGCUCAAGGGAGGAUCAUCCCAAUCCAAACUGCCCUGUUCUUACAAACAUCAGGGAGAUCGUCAGCCACAACUACCGGGCACAAUGCCCCGAACGUAAGAAGUACCCUUUAAUGUGCUGCAGAUAAAGCAGUGUCCUGCCUACCCGGCACUUGGUUCUUCUGCCUUUGUUCAGCUCCAGAGGCAGGGAUUUGGGCAUGCACUCUGCUUUUCACAGCACCCAGUCCAGAAACAGGCCGUUGGACCAGGGUGUGAGGGGAGGAGAGGGGAUCCCAGCCUGGAAGAUCCAGCUCUUGUACUAACGCAAGCCGCUUAGUGUCAAUGGAAAGGCUUGGUUGCCAUGUCCGGGUUUCACAGAAGAUGGAUGAUAGGAAGGGAGGGAGAAGGAGGGAGUUCUUGUGUGGCCAUUGGCACGGGCUCAGUCGGGCGUUAACCCUGUCUCCAGAUCUGUAAGGAAGGCGUGAUCCAGGCC